AUGUCCUCGAUUCUAGAUGCCGUACUGCACUCGGACGCUGCGGCGACUCCGGCGAGCACGGCUGGCGGUCCCACGCCGCGAUCAACAGGAAUUCGGUCGUCCUCCGCAAGGCCUCGCGGCCCGCCUUCAGAGAGCAACGCGGCGCACAGCGAUGUCGAGGCAUUCCCGGAUGACGAGGUCGUCGGUGCACGUGGAGGUGCUAGACGGCCUAACGGGCCUCGCACGGAUAUUCCCAAGGUGGUCGAUGUGACUGGAGAGACGCUGUCGCUCCGCUUCCAGGAGUUCUUGGAGAACUACACAGAAGAGACUCCGUCCUCGGCGCUGCCCGUCUCCAGCGUCGCCACAACAGACAAGUACUAUGUGGCGCAAAUUCGCGGCAUGAAGCUCUACCAGCUCUCGACCCUCUACGUUGACUACACACACCUCAUGAAGCACGAGGACGGCAUCUUGGCACAGGCCAUCGCCAGCGAAUACUACCGCUUCCUUCCGUACAUGAUCCGCGCCCUUCACAGCCUGCUCGCAAAAUACGAGCCCCAGUACUUCCGCCAGCACCGACAGCCCGAGUCGACAUCGUCCAUCACCGCCGCGUCACUCGCCGAAAAUGCCACAAGCCAGAACGACAGUCUGAAGGAGAAGACGGCGAACCAGCAGACCGACAAGCUGUUCACGCUGGCUUUCUACAACCUGCCCCUCGUUUCGCGCAUCCGACAGCUGCGGACCAGCUCCAUUGGCAGCCUGCUUUCCAUCUCAGGCACGGCUACACGCACGUCUGAAGUACGGCCAGAGCUGUCAAUGGCGACUUUUGUCUGCGAGAUCUGCAACACAGUCGUGCCGAACAUCGAACAGACCUUCAAGUACACCGAACCAACACAAUGCCCGAACGUCACAUGCAUGAACCGUGAGGGAUGGCGAUUGGAUAUCAGGCAGUCAACGUUCGUGGAUUGGCAGAAGGUGCGUAUCCAGGAGAACAGCUCAGAGAUCCCCACAGGCAGCAUGCCCCGCACAAUGGACGUCAUCUUGCGGGGAGAGAUGGUCGAUCGCGCAAAGGCCGGAGAGAAGUGCAUCUUCACGGGUACCGCUAUCGUCAUCCCAGAUGUCAGCCAGUUCCGCGUACCAGGUGUGCGAGUACAGGCCAUGAGAGACACGGCAAACACAUCACGGGGCAACGACGUCGGUGGCUCCGGUGUCAGCGGUCUCAAGGCGCUUGGUGUGCGCGACUUGACAUAUCGAAUGUCCUUCCUUGCUUGCAUGAUCUCGCCCGACCACUCAACGCCUGGACAGUCAUCCAACCAUCACCUCAAUGGCCAGGCCAGCAACAUCCUCGCCUCUCUGCACCAAGGGCAGAUCGAGUCGAACGCGACAUCUGGUGAAGAAGCACAGGAAGAGUACCUCGCGACUCUCACAGCAUCGGAGAUCCAAGAUCUAAAGGACAUGGUCCACAAGCCCAACAUCUUCAUGCGACUGGUCGACUCAAUCGCACCCAUGGUUUACGGACACCAGGUCAUCAAGAAGGGCAUUCUUCUUCAGCUAAUGAGUGGCGUGUCCAAGGAAACACCAGAGGGUAUGGCGCUGCGUGGCGACAUCAACAUCUGCGUUGUUGGCGAUCCCUCCACAUCAAAGUCCCAGUUUUUGAAGUAUGUCUGCAGCUUCUUGCCUCGCGCUGUUUACACAUCUGGCAAGGCCUCCUCUGCAGCUGGUCUGACAGCGGCGGUCGUCAAAGACGAAGAGACUGGCGAGUUCACCAUUGAAGCCGGAGCUCUCAUGCUUGCAGACAACGGUAUCUGCGCCAUUGACGAGUUCGACAAGAUGGACAUCGCCGAUCAGGUUGCUAUCCACGAAGCCAUGGAACAGCAGACCAUCUCCAUCGCCAAAGCCGGUAUUCAGGCCACACUCAAUGCCCGCACAUCGAUCCUCGCUGCAGCCAACCCAGUCGGCGGACGCUACAACCGCAAGACCACGCUGCGCGCCAACGUCAACAUGUCGGCACCCAUCAUGUCGCGUUUCGAUCUCUUCUUCGUCGUCCUCGACGAGUGUGAUGAAGCCGUCGACCGUCAUCUUGCCGAACACAUUGUCGGCAUCCAUAAGGACCGUGAUGAGUUUGUGCAACCGGAAUUCUCAACUGAACAGCUCCAGCGCUACAUCCGCUUUGCCAAAACGUUCCGUCCUGAGUUCACAGACGAGGCGCGCGAGACACUCGUUGAGAGGUACAAGGAGCUGCGAGCGGAUGAUGCUCAGGGCGGCAUUGGCCGCAACAGCUAUCGCAUCACGGUCCGUCAGCUCGAGUCUAUGAUCCGCCUAUCAGAGGCCAUUGCAAAGGCGAACUGCGUUAGCGACAUCACGCCCGAGUUCGUCAAGGAAGCGUACAACCUCCUCCGCCAGUCCAUCAUCUCCGUCGAAAAGGACGACGUCGAGAUGGAGGACGAAGACGACGAGGCUGUACUCGCGGCCGUCGCUGCUGCCGAAGCUGAGGACGAUGUUCUUAUGGCUGAGCGCGCACGUACGGAGACUCCUGCGCCAGCUCCGCGGGAGAAGACAAAAAUCACACACGACAAGUAUGUCGCAAUGCGUAACAUGUUUAUCAGAAGGGUCAACGACGAUCAAGAAGAGACGCAGGAUGGUGUCGAGGAAGAGGAAUUGCUCGUCUGGUACCUCGAGCAGAGGGAGAACGAGAUGGAGACGCAGGAAGACCUCGAGGCGGAGCGCGCGCUGGCCAAGAAGGUGCUGAAGAAGGUCGUCAAGGAGCAAUACCUCAUGUUGAUCCGCGGUGAGGGUCUUGCAGACGAGCAAGGCCAGUCUGAAACCGCCGGCAAGGCUGUAUAUGUGCUGCACCCCAACUGCCCCGUCGAAGACAUCGCCUAG
This is a messenger RNA of Didymella exigua CBS 183.55, 2859 nucleotides long. Its product is annotated as DNA replication licensing factor mcm6. The record is from RefSeq and is a predicted model, not a curated record. The transcript is spliced from 3 exons. Gene Ontology annotation, biological process: mitotic DNA replication; double-strand break repair via break-induced replication; DNA replication initiation. Bases 1 to 2859 code for a protein of 952 amino acids. Gene Ontology annotation, molecular function: single-stranded 3'-5' DNA helicase activity; single-stranded DNA binding; ATP binding. Gene Ontology annotation, cellular component: nucleus; MCM complex. Lineage: Eukaryota; Fungi; Ascomycota; Dothideomycetes; Pleosporales; Didymellaceae.